AUGACCGUUCUGUCAGUGCCUGGUGGUAAGGGCCGUGGUGGUCCGAUCGAAGGAGAAGGUCCUGAACGAGCCACGAUCUCAACUCAAAAUAAUGUUGGACCGAUGACAGCCCAAGAAACAAUGUUUUUCAAUCGAGUCAAGGACUGGCUAGGUACUGGUGUGAACGAACGUGUCCUUAUGCAAGUCGUUAAGAGUAAUUCAAUGAUAUCGACGACGAACACAUCAGAAGGUGCAAUGAACGAUCUUGUUGUGGCUUAUUUGGACCGUUUACAGACCGAAAAUAAGGCCGGGAAGCAGGCCGUUGACAAGUGCACAUCUGGUGGUGAGUAUUCGUCAGGCAACACGAUCGAUCAUCGCAUCCAAACGCAUGUCACCGAAACGAUUCAAGUCAAGUCAAAGGGCACUACGAAUCGUAUCAAAGCCUAUUCAAGCACCUGUCUCGAGAAUCGAGAGGAACAGGACAAUAUUCCCGGAUUCUCGCCGAUAGCUCAAAGUGAUCCUGAGAAUCCUCACGAGCGCCGUCGCUAUGAACUGGCUCCAGUGGGACUCAAAAACAUGGGCAAUAGUUGUUGGUUUAAUGUUGUAUCACAGACUCUUUAUCAUAUUCCGAAAUUCCGUAGUAAAAUAUUUGAAGUGAAAACUGAUUUUCUUUCAACGAGAGGAUCGAAUCCUUCGGCCAAUGAACCGUCCUCUUCUACUCAGCCUAGCAUAACACCUCAAACUCUGUUGAUCACAUUCAGACGACUCUACGCUCUUUUGUUGGCAUCGGAACGGGGUUAUGUGGAUCCGUCGGAUGUGCUUUCAACAAUAAGUGAAUUAAACGCCACUUUGAACAAGGCAGUGCCUAGUAUGGGCAUUCAGCAGGAUGCAACAGAAAUGUUAUUAAGGAUCAUUGAAUGGCUUGAACAGGCGUUGAGGAUCUACGAGACGUUCUGCGCAGAUAUGAGAUCACCUACACUGCCAAUGGAGGUGGAAGGACAGGACGAAGCGAUGCCCUUGGAUGAAAACUGCGACCCGACUGAUCCGACUACUGAUAAACAGCGUGACUGUCUUAAUAACAAUCUGGUAGCGAGUCCGACUGAGAGCAUUAGUAACAAUAAUAAUAAUAAUAACGAUAAUGGACAAACUCUCCCGUUCAGUUCAUUAUUUCACGGCUCACACAUUGAGAUUCGUCUUUCCGCAGAUGGUUCAAUAACAUCAUCGAAAUUGGAUAAUUCACUGCAAAUGGUUAAUUUGGAUGUGUCAUUCGAUAAUUUGCAUGAUUCACUGGAGGCGUAUCAUUUCGCUGAUGCACCCAGCAAGGAGGUUUGGUUCGAUUCCAUCCCGAAUGUGAUCAUCUUCUCAAUGGUGCGAUUCAGUUAUAAGAAUGGUCAGACCGAGAAGUUACAUAAUAAGUUUCAUUUUCCAAUGGAUUUUUAUAUGGACCGUUAUAUGCAUCGCAAUCGGGCCGUGGUUCUGCAAAGAAAGAAGUAUAGGGCCGCGUUGAAACAGAAAUUAAACAGCAUUAGGGCGCAGUUGAACAGAAUGCGAAACUAUCCGGUCGGUAAGGUGAACGCAUCGAUUCCAGAGAUUCUGAACGCGCUUCUAUCGCUGAAAUCGACGUAUUUUGAUAACUGGUUAGCAGUGACAGUGACAGUGCAAAGUGAUGAGUGGACAGUGCCAAAGAAUCAGUGCACUGCAGAUCUGAAGCAACUGCAGAGACAGUGCAAACUGCUGUGUGUUGCCAUCCGAAUGCUCGAUAGACUCGUGCCGUACAUGACUGACGACAGCCAGUCGACUCGUGACAAUGGCCUUCUGACUCUUUUCGUCGACUUUUUGCUCAUCUAUCAUGCUAUUAGAAUUACAAGUGAAUUGGCCGUAUCCGUGCUGAAAACAGCGAGUGUGCAAAAAUUUGAAGAGUGCGCGUUGUUUUUAUCGAAUGAAUAUAAAGCGAUGAUAAUGCGAAUACGAUCGAUGAAUUGCGAAGCGAGUGAUAAGGCACUGAGCGCGAUUCUGACCGUGUGGGCGAAUAUAAGUGCCAAAUCAAAGGAUUUAUUCAAAGUGGCCAGUUUUCAUCAGAUGCUGAAAGAAGCGAGUGAGGUGGAGAUGAGCACGGUCGAGAUGCCAGCAAUCAACGCCAACGUGAACAUACAAGACCCGUGGCCGGAUCUCUACGAACUCUGUUCUAUAAUGCAGAAAACGAUGUUGCUCAAUCGAUGUGAUUUGUCGCGAAUCAUUCAACUUUUAAUUGAACAUCUCUUGAAUCCCCUUUUGUCACUCAGUAAUAACAAUGAACAAACAACUUCAUCCCUUUUAUAG
Molecule: messenger RNA, 2298 nt
Organism: Anisakis simplex (herring worm)
Lineage: Eukaryota; Metazoa; Nematoda; Chromadorea; Rhabditida; Anisakidae
Source: the annotation of a GenBank genome assembly